AUGUCUUUGCCCAAGGUGAGGGCUGCUGCAUGCCAUUUCGCACCGAUAAUCUUCGAGGCCACAAGAUCAUGUGACAAGGCAAUUGGUCUAAUCCACCAAGCAGCACGUUCAGGGGCCAAUCUGGUCGUUUUCCCCGAGUCCGCCAUCCCCGGAUUUCCGGUAUGGGCUGCCUUGCUACCACCGACAAGAACACACGACCUUUUCCAGCGUUUCGCCCAGUCGUCACUGUACGUAGAUAGCGAAGAGAUCUCUGCCAUUCGCCAUGCAGCUGCGAAGGAUAAGGUGAUCGUGAGUCUUGGCUUUUCGGAAAAAGUCCGAUACAGCACUGCGACUCUUUUCAAUUCCAACAUUCUCAUUGGUGAACAUGGGGAAUUACUGAACCAUCAUCGGAAGCUGAUGCCCACAUUCUUCGAGAAGCUCAGCUGGGCCCCUGGUGAUGGUUACGGUCUACGUAUUGCAGAGACCAGGUUCGGCAAGAUCGGGGGCUUGAUCUGUGGAGAAAACACAAAUCCUCUAGCACGUUAUGCUCUUAUGGCCCAAGGCGAACAGAUACAUAUCUCCACAUGGCCUGCUGUGUGGCCUACAAGAGAUUUCGACGACUACGACAGAUCGGGUGUCGACCACAAGUCCAAUUCAGAAUUGGCCAACGAAAACAGCCAAUUUCAGGAUGGUUUAAUUCAUGAUGCUGAAAAGCCGCCAGAAAGGAUAAGCAAGGCUCGACCCACUGAGAAAAUAGCAGACCAAUUCAUUCCGCAGCCAGAUAAAAAGCCCCAAGCUAGCUGGGGCUCAGACAAAGCAUUCGCAUCCUCAAACUAUAACAACAUAGCAGCAAAUCGUACGCGAGCGGCGGCUCAUUGCUUCGAGGCCAAAUGCUUUGGAGUUUCCUGCGCGGGCCCUCUUCCUAUCUCGACGAUCGACAAAAUCUCAGAGAUGGUGGACGGCGAGCAUGGCUUGAAAUUGAGCAGUGCGCUUACGAGGUCACCAAGGGCGCCUACACAGUUCUUUGAUCCGACAGGUACACUCCUACCUGGUUUCGUAGACUCCACUGGUGAAGUAACGGACAGCCUGAUAGACAAAGAGGGUAUCCUCUAUGCAGACCUCGAUCUGAACCAGUGCGUUGAAGGAAAACAGUAUCACGACGUCGUGGGCGGGUACCAAAGGUUCGAUGUAUUCUCUCUCACGGUCAAUCGGCAAAGAUACGAACCAGCAGUGUUUGUGGAUGGCAAUCUACAAGCAGCGCACAGCCGAGGAGAUGCUCAAAAGGGUCAUCCACCGGAAGCCAAUCUUGGCAGCACUAAAGUGGAAAUUGGUGAGAACUCCAGACGUACAGAGUACUCGUAG
Molecule: messenger RNA, 1341 nt
Organism: Exophiala aquamarina CBS 119918
Lineage: Eukaryota; Fungi; Ascomycota; Eurotiomycetes; Chaetothyriales; Herpotrichiellaceae
Exons: 1
Coding region: 1-1341 (446 amino acids)
Molecular function (GO): catalytic activity
Source: RefSeq, a predicted model, not a curated record